Messenger RNA from Fusarium proliferatum ET1, 3369 nucleotides. RefSeq lists its product as uncharacterized. The transcript is spliced from 3 exons. Lineage: Eukaryota; Fungi; Ascomycota; Sordariomycetes; Hypocreales; Nectriaceae. The record is from RefSeq and is a predicted model, not a curated record. Bases 1 to 3369 code for a protein of 1122 amino acids.
AUGGAAUCUGCCCUGGCCUCCCCUCCGGGGUCUGGAGUAACGGAGCCUUCUGCGACUUCUGAUACUCGUUCUGAUACCAAGACGCCUCCUGUCGACGUCCCAUCUGCAACGUCUGCUACAACCUCUUUUGUCCCUGCCGAUAACUCUAUUCCACUAUCCUCACCAUCAGCCCACCCGCUUCAAAUCGAAAAAGAACUGCAUCCACCUUCUCCGAAAUCCUCUCCCGCACACGCUCGAUCUCAGACGGUAGACGUUCUACCCGGCUCGUCCUCGGUCUCCGGCUCUGUUGCGUCGCCUUCCAGUUCCGUCCAGUCUCCCAUCGGAGGUCCAAUUAAGCGCAAACCUCUUUCAUCAUCGGCAUCAGCAUUGGCAUUGCGAUACUCUGCGUCGGGAUCUCCCUUGCCGUCACCUCUGAAUCUUGGAAAGCCGAGCCAGAGAUUCGCGAGACCUUGUUCAGUUGACAGCCCGACCCUCUACGAAUUCUCUCCUGCGCAACGCGCCGCACCACCAGCUGCCCCAGCUCCCGACGCCAACCUGGCGUCCCUUGCCGCGACAACCCCUGGAUCCCAAAAUAUUCCAGGACACAGCCCUACCAUCUCAAGUUCAGAUUUCUCUGACGUCCUGGAUGGGUAUGAUGAUUUGAUCUCAGACUCGAAAUCAGAUUCUACACCAGACAUUACCUCUGAGACCAUCCUUGAUGGGAGCGAUAGCGACGACGACAAGGGCCAAAAGAGUUUAUCAAUCGACAAAGAAACUGCCAUUGUUCCUAAACCCGCCGAGCCAACGGACCGCUCUGAAACAGAGGUUCAAGGAACUCGAUCACCUGCAUCUGACGAUACUAUAUCAGACCAGACUCUCGCUCCCGCCCCCAUGUUUGUUCCAAAGCCAACGCCACCACAUCUCAAACUCGACAAGGUCACAAUUGACGUUGCGAACUACGACACAUCACCGGAUGAACCAAACUCCCCCUCAGGUCAAGGAACACCACAGCUAAACAAGCCAUUACCCAAGUCGCCGAGCCAGAAUUCGCCAUUUGCUUCUCUGUUCCACUGGGCAGCACCAUCGCCAUCUCCCUCUGCGACGGAAUUCUCGUCCACAUCAUCGCCAAUCUCCCCCUCGAAACGCGGCGUGGCCAAUGAUACCCCCUAUUCUACGUCCCCUACUUACGCGCAAAUCGACGAAAUGGAAGAUGAAUUGAAGGCCAUUAGUGCCGAGCUGGCAAGCUCAAUCCGGCGCGAGAUGGAUCUGGAAGACCUAGUAGAUCGACUCCAGGAACAAGUCAACAACCCUCAAGCUCCUGGUAAGAGGUCAAGCGAUUAUUACUCCGACUCGGGUUAUAGUUCGGCAAAGAUGAGUGAAGCCGAGCCGAGUCGAGAGGAACUUGAGAAAAUUCAAAGGAGGGCCGAACAAGAGAAGGCUUCCAUAAGAUUAGAGCUCACGAAUAAGCUCCAGGAUGAAAGGGGGAAACGAAAAGCGCUCGACCACCAGAUCAAAGAGCUUGCCGAAAAGGCUUCGCAAAUCGACCAGGCGCAAUUAAACAACCAAGAUGCCAGUGGUCGACUCAAGGAUCUCGAAACUACUUGUGGCGAUCUCAGGAGGCGACUAUCUGAGGAGCGUGUUGUCAAGAACAACUUUGAGGACCUCAUCAACGCCAUCAGGGGAGAGCUCCACGAAGCGACCAGUGAGCGAGAUAACCUUCGAGACGAAGUCGUCCCUCAGCUCAGGGCGCGUGUCGAGGGCCUCGAGAUAGAGGCUGCUGAAUAUUCAAACUUGACCUAUGAGUCCUCCAAAAUGCAGCAAGAGCUUCAUAUGCUCAGGAAAGAAUACGACAACUUGCGAGGCUCGUCGAGGUCCGGGUCUCCGACGCCUUCAAUGAACCGCAUGUCUCGCGCUAUGUCUGGCGGUUUCGGUGGCGGCCUUGCCCGAUCAAACUCGGUUGCGACAGGCUCGUUCCGUGGCCAACGACCCUCUGGCCUAUCACGGUCUAACAGUGUUAAGAACGUACAGAACGAGUCCAGAGAGGCCCUUUCUGAGCGCCUAAAAGAUGUCGAGGCCCAAAGAGACGCCCUACACAAAGCACUGAAAAAUCUACUUGACCGCCAAGAGUUUCAGAACCGCGAGAACGAAAAGAAAAUCAGGAUGCUACAGAACGAACGAGAGAGGCUACUCUCAGCAUCCCCAAGGAAGGCUGGAUUUGAAAGAGAAAUCUCAAACUUGCGCACAGAGAUCAAUGUUCUUCGUCGCCGAGCUGAAGAUGCGCUUGAGCAGAAGUGGCAGGUUGAAAGCGGCCUUGGCGGACUGAAGAUGGAUUUGGAUAAGGCUGAAGAGGAAAUUUCCUUGCUUCGCAACCUGCUCGAGGAAAAGGACAUCCUUAUUCCCGAAUCUUUCGCACGCUCAAGUGGCUCCAGUAAUGCAAGCAGCUCCUUUGGUAACCUGAGUGCGCCAGUUACAUCUGAGUCGCUUGCCAAGGCUUACAAUGAGCUCAAGGCUGCCUAUGCUGAAUCACUCGAGAGAAUCAAGCAGCUCGAGCAUGAGACAGUUGGUGAUGAGAAGACUCAGCUUGCUGUCGAGCGAUUAGAGCGCACUCUGUCCAUUGCAGUUUCUGAACGCGAUGCCGCCCAACACGAAGUUGAGAAUCUAAAAAAUCAGUAUGAUACAAUGAGCGAAUAUGAGGUCAAGACAAUCGAAAGCGAGCGCGCUCUUGCUGACGAGCUUAAUGACUCUGCUCGUCGGGUUGGAGAGCUCGCAACCCAGGUUCAACAACAACUAGCUGCAAAUGCCCAGCUCCGAGAGCGUCUCUCUAACGCUGUCGUGCGAGGCGACAACGAUCGCAAGGCUAACUCGGAUCGGAUCGCUGACCUGCAAGUCCGCCUCAAGUCUAUGGAGGAGCAGCUGAUCGCUGCUCAGUCAGCAUCUGAAGAUCGUGUCAACCGUCACGAGGAGGAGAUUGCUGCUAUUCGCGAGGCGCAUAAUGCCCAGCUCCAGCGGAUGAGCAACAACACCGGACUCAGCGGCCCCCGCUCACCCAACUUUCAGGCUAACCGCAAGCCUUCGCUCCUCAGCCCCCUAUCACCACGAUUCCCCGGCGCUCUACGAUCCCCUCGUUUGCCCGAGAAGUCUUUUGAGGACGCCGCUCAGAUGGAGGUGCUUCGCAACCGCAUUACUGAGUUGGAGAAGGCACUCGAGGAUGCCGAGCAGGAGAUGCAGGACGUCGUGGCUAGGAUGAGCACUGCUCAGAUCGAGGUGCUCAACCUCCAAGAUGAGCGAGAGGCCGCAGUCCGCGAGACCCGACGCCUGCAGAAGCUUCUGGAGCAGGAGCAGAUGAAAUCCUUCGAGGAUAGGUUUAAGACGCUUAGUGGCAGCGCCUGA